Messenger RNA from Triticum aestivum (bread wheat), 1379 nucleotides. RefSeq lists its product as uncharacterized. Lineage: Eukaryota; Viridiplantae; Streptophyta; Magnoliopsida; Poales; Poaceae. The record is from RefSeq and is a predicted model, not a curated record. The coding region runs from base 635 to 1216 and encodes 193 amino acids. The transcript is spliced from 3 exons.
CUGACCCAUCCCACUUUCUUCCUCCCGGUCCAACCACCAAAUCCACAAACCUCUUCCACCGGCGCGCCACCUCUUUCCCCCGCGCCGCCUGCUUCCCCCACGCCGCCGCCCCACCUGCCUCCCUCACGCCGCCGCCCCACCUGCCUCCCCCGCGCCGCCUGGCCACCAUCUUCGCCCGCGCCGUUGCCCCACCUCCUUCCCCCGCGGCGCCGCGGCGCCAUCCCGACGACCUCCUAGCUCCCACCCCACGUCGGACCCUCCCUGCGAUGCGGCCGACCUUCUCCUUCCAACCCGCACCACCGGAGACCCGCCCCCGCCGCACGCCGCCGAAGCCCCACCCCGCCACCUACCACCACGCCCCGCCUCUUCCCCUGCAGCACCUUCCCGUGGCGUCGUCCCCUACUUCCUGUGGCCAUGCCGGUGCCCUAGCCCCGCCUGCGCCACUAGCACGGAUUUGACCCGCCUCCAUCACCCUUCGGACGAAGGCCUCCCCAGCAGUUAGAUCCGCCUCUCCCAUGGUCGGAUCCGCCUCUCCCAACGGCCAGAGCCCUCUCUCACUGGUAGCCGUCGCCCCUGCUUCUCCACCGCCGGAGAAGGGGAGGGCAGCGGAUUAGGCCGAGAAGCAGUCGAGGAGAUGGGAAGAGCAGUGACGGGGAGGCGACACUUCUUCUCCAACCAGAUCGAGCAGUGGUUUGAGGUGCCCCAAUGUGUCGUGCGUACCUCCCCUUGCUCCCCCGUUCGCUCACCGCCGCCAAGAUCCGGCACCUACCUUCCUCUCUCGAGCUUCUCUGCAGAUGAGCAUGGGGAGUGCCUCCCUGUGAGCACCGGCUCCGUCCGCGGGAUCUCAACUCCCCCCUCUCUCAAUGGAUCCAUGGUGGGGCAGUCCGGCAUGCGCACGCGUGCAGCACGGUUGUGGCGUCGAGGCAGCUCAUGUUGUUCCUUCAGCUUGGUUUGUGUGCGUAGUGCAGUUUGUUGCUACGGGUGGCUGGCAUCAACGUGCCUCCAGGAGCAGCCCACUCCUCAACUCGUCAUAGUUCCCUGGCGGUGGGAGAGAAGUGCAGUGCUCUAUGGUGCUCUCUUUCACGGGAGCAGGUGGUCAUCCGCUGCGGUGCAGCUCAAAAACAUGUGCCAGGCAGUUCUGUGCUUUGGCCAGGCGACGACGAGUGUUGCCCCCGGUCAACGCCAUUGUGCCUCCUUCUGCCGAGUGCAGUACUGACCUCACUACAGUACAUAUUUCCAGUGCAUGCAGCUCGCAACCCGCCAAUGUGCCAUGCAGCAAAACUUCUGCAGUUUUUUUGUUCUUUUGUUCCAAAAUUCAUAUGGUUGUGCUCAUAAAGAAAAACUUCUAUAGAGAAAAAAUAAAGAGGAAGUACAGUGCA